Babesia bovis T2Bo is the source of this 1069-nucleotide messenger RNA. Its product is annotated as HEAT repeats family protein. Gene Ontology annotation, molecular function: deoxyhypusine monooxygenase activity. Gene Ontology annotation, biological process: peptidyl-hypusine biosynthetic process. Bases 48 to 1046 code for a protein of 332 amino acids. The record is from RefSeq and is a predicted model, not a curated record. The transcript is spliced from 4 exons. NCBI's taxonomy places the organism in Eukaryota, Apicomplexa, Aconoidasida, Piroplasmida, Babesiidae.
GCUAAAUUAUAUUUAUAUGAAUAAUUUUUAUAUUUUUUCAAUUCACGAUGGCAGACUUGGCAACAGCAAUUGCUGAAUUUGAUUCUCUUAACGAAUUUUCAAAACCUGAUGCUAAAUUAUUAUCCACAAUACUACUAUCGGAUGGCGUAAAAUUAUCACAACAACUUAAGGCGCUUUACUUCUGUCGUGAUUUAUCUUCUAGUGAAUGUGCUACUAUCCUUAAAAAGGCACUUGAAGUACACUACGAUACAUUUUUGAGACAUGAAAUUGCUUAUGUAAUUGGACAAGCAGAAUGCGAGGAAGCAGCUGACGUAUUGGUUCGCCUUUUGGAGGAUACUAAUGAAGACCCUAUGGUCAGACAUGAGGCUGCAGAGGCAAUUGCCGCCAUUGGAGAUAAAAAGUACAUCGAUAAGUUGGAAAAGUAUAAGGAUGAUGAAUCAAUAGUAGUACGCGAUACAUGUAGACUAGCGUUGGAGUCCUUGAACAAUAAUGCUAAGAAAGGCGAUAGUUCUGAUGGUGUCGCCAUUUGUGGUUGUGUAUCGGCACCUAUCUCAACAUCAGCAUAUAGAGCAAUUGAUCCUGUACCAUGCGUUGCUACAGAAAUUGCGGAAAUGUCCAUUUUGGAAUUGAACAAAGUGAUGUUAGACGAAGCUGCACCUUUGCAUAAGCGUUAUGAAGCACUAUUCCAAAUACGUAAUUCCGGAGGUGAUGAAGCAGCGGUCAUGAUAGGCAACGCGCUUAUUAGCGAUAAUGUAUCAGAAGUAUUCCGUCACGAAUGUGCUUUUGUAUUGGGACAGAUGCAGUCCAUGGCAGCUGCAGACCAUCUAAUCAAGUGUUUGGCGAACAGUAAAGAAAAGCCAAUUGCUCGCCACGAAGCGGCAUUGGCUCUUGGUUCAUGUGCAGCAGCAAGCAAUAAUCAAUCCGACAGGAAUCACAUAAUAGCAGCUUUGGAAGCACACAAGUUGGACAGCAUGAAGGUUGUUGCUGAUAGUUGUAUCGUCGCAUUAGAUGUUAUAUCUGAGUCUGCAAUUGAGGCCGCUUCAUAACACUAAUGCAGUACACAGACAAU